AUGGAUAUUUUAAAGUCUUCUGAUAACAUAGAUUUGAGGAAACCUAGUGCAAGAGUGGCCAAGACGCAGCUACUAAUUGCGUUCAUACUGGGACUUUUCGCAUUUCUAACAUUUUGCAUCUUGAGAAAUACAUGGUCAAAGCUUUAUAUUUCAAGGUUAACUAGAAGGAAAGGGCUACCCACUAUACCCACAAAGUCAUUGUUUGGCUGGAUACCGGUUAUUUAUAAUAUCAAUGAGCAGGAUGUGUUGAAUCAUGCUGGUUUAGAUGCAUUCGUAUUUUUGGGAUUCUUCAAGAUGGCAAUUAAAUUACUUUCAUUGUGUGCGUUCAUAUCAAUAGCCAUUAUUUCACCAGUACGGUAUCAUUACACUGGGAGAUAUGAUCAAGGUGAUGGUGAUAAUGAUGGGAAUAAUGAUGGUGAUGGCGUUGAAAAGAAGAUAGGAAAUGAACCUGACAUCCCGGGGGGUUAUAAGCCAUAUCUUUGGAUGUAUGUUGGAUUCACAUAUGUCUUCACCCUGUUAACUUUUUACAUGUUGAUUAAACAAACUAAACACGUUGUUCAAACAAGGCAACAAUAUUUGGGAAAUCAAAACUCAAUCACUGAUAGAACUAUUCGUUUAUCAGGUAUACCCCCUGAAUUGAGAGAUGAGGAAAGUUUGAAGAAGCAUAUCGAAGAGUUGAACAUUGGUAAGGUGUCCUCAAUCACAAUCUGCAGAGAAUGGGGUCAACUAAACAGACUAUUCAAGCAUAGGAAACAAAUAUUGCUUAAACUUGAAGAUUACUGGGCAGAUACGGUGCAAAGACCUUACCAUGAUGCUCCUUCAGAUGAUGAAACUGAAAAUGAAGAACAAGCUGGAGAUACAACAGUUGAGUCAAUAAUCGAUGAAGGUUCUGCAGAUAGCAUUCGUGACUACUCCACUAGAAAUGCCGCUGUCACGCUUGGGGCUCAACCAUAUGAACAUAAAAGACCAAAAUUGAAAACUGGGUUCUUAGGACUUUUUGGUAAAGAAGUUGACGCUAUUGAUCAUUUGACAAAUCAAUUGGAUGUUUUGGACGAGGAAAUUUUAAGAGCUCGUCAAAGACACUUUCCAGCAACACCAACGGCUUUCAUCACUAUGGAUACUGUUGCAAGUGCUCAAAUGGCAGCGCAAGCUGUUUUAGACCCUCAUGUACAUUACCUCAUCACAAGAUUGGCACCAGCUCCUCAUGAUAUCAUUUGGGAUAACAUUGUUUUGUCACGCAAGGAGAGAAUUGUGAAAAAUUACACAAUUACAAUUAUUAUUGGUAUUAUUUCAGUUUCAUUGAUUGUUCCUGUUGGUUAUUUGGCAACCUUAUUGAAUCCGAAAACAAUAAAGAAAUUUUGGCCAGGAUUGGGUGAGUUGCUACAGAAUAAUGAGUGGGCAAAGAACAUUGUUUCCGGUUUGUUACCAACAUAUAUCUAUACCAUAAUGAAUUUUGUUAUUCCGUUCAUCUAUGUUUGGUUAUCUUCGAAACAAGGGUAUAUUUCGCAUGGUGAUGAGGAACUUUCUGCUGUCUCAAAGAAUUUCUUUUAUAUAUUUGUCAAUAUGUUUUUGGUUUUCACAACUGCUGGUACUGCUUCAAACUAUUGGGGGUUUUUAAGUGACACAACAAAAAUUGCAUAUCAGUUGGCACAAUCACUAAAUGAGCUAUCUUUGUUUUAUGUUGAUUUGAUUAUUUUGCAAGGAUUGGGUAUGUUUCCCUUCAAAUUGUUGUUGUUUGGAAGUAUUCUUCGUUUUCCAUUUUUCAAGGCUGGUUGUAAAACACCAAGAGAUUAUAGAGAACUUUACAAACCUCCAAUCUUCAAUUUUGCACUACAUUUACCUCAACCGCUGAUGAUUUUGAUUAUAACAAUCAUUUAUAGUGUGUUCUCAACAAAGAUUUUGGUUUCGGGACUGAUAUAUUUCAUCAUUGGUUUCUAUGUUUACAAAUACCAACUGAUUUACUCUGUUGUUCAUCCACCUCAUUCAACUGGUAAGGUAUGGCCAAUUGUCUUCAGAAGAAUAGUUGUUGGUUUGUUGUUGUUUCAAUUGACAAUGGCUGGUACUUUAGCUGCAUUCCAAGAUGGUUAUUUAUUGGCAACUGUGCUAACACCAUUGCCGUUAGCUACAAUAAGUUUUUUAUGGAACUUCCAAAAAAACUAUUUGCCAUUAUCGUUUUUCAUUGCUUUGAGAGCUAUUGAAAGGGAACCAGAAUCUUCUCAAACCUUGGAUGAAACUAGAGAGCAAAAUCAAACAUAUGAGUAUCCAUUUUUGGUUCAACCAUUAGAUGGACCAUGGAUUUCAAUUGAGGGUGAUCAUGCUGUCGUUGCAAAUGCAGAUGGUACUAAAAGAAGACGUGUGAAUUUAUUAGAAUGGGAAUGA
Hansenula anomala is the source of this 2379-nucleotide messenger RNA. RefSeq names its product Csc1p (gene CSC1). The transcript is spliced from 3 exons. The coding region runs from base 1 to 2379 and encodes 792 amino acids. Lineage: Eukaryota; Fungi; Ascomycota; Saccharomycetes; Phaffomycetales; Wickerhamomycetaceae. Gene Ontology annotation, molecular function: calcium-activated cation channel activity. Gene Ontology annotation, cellular component: plasma membrane. The record is from RefSeq and is a predicted model, not a curated record.